Messenger RNA from Musa acuminata AAA Group (dessert banana), 426 nucleotides. RefSeq names its product protein NIM1-INTERACTING 2-like. Gene Ontology annotation, biological process: regulation of systemic acquired resistance. The record is from RefSeq and is a predicted model, not a curated record. Lineage: Eukaryota; Viridiplantae; Streptophyta; Magnoliopsida; Zingiberales; Musaceae. The coding region runs from base 1 to 426 and encodes 141 amino acids. The transcript has a single exon.
AUGGAGGAGAUGACAAAGAGGAAACAGCCAGCACAGGAUGGAGACGACGAGGGCGGCGCCGCUGGAGGCCGAAGCGGGGACGAAGAGCACCGGGAGGUAACCGACGAAGAAGUGGAUGAAUUUUUCUCCGUUCUCCGGCGGUUGCAUGCGGCCUCGAAGAGCUUCGCUGGCGGAGGCGACCGCCGAGACAACAAGCGGAAGAAGAAGGUGAGGAGGGGAGAGGAGGAGGAAGCCAAGGCGGCUGCGAGGUGGCGGCCGAGGUUCACCUUGGAGGACUUCGAGGCUAUCGGAGAUGGCGGCGUCGUCGUCUCUGAUGGGGCGGCAAGUGGUUGCAGGACGGCGGCGGAGGACCCGAUCCGUCUGGACUUGGACUUGAACGCCGAGCCCGUCGUCGAAGACCGCGACUGGCAGCGUUGGUUGCGGUGA